AUGAUACAAAUCUACGCGCUCUACACGCCUCAUAGCAAGAAGUCCUUAUGGCUUCUCCCGAUAGUGUUCUGCCAAUUUCCGCUCCCCUUCGUGGCGUGGGCCCGUCAUACAGGCUUCAAUGAAGUUUGUAGUUUGUCGGGGACACUUCAUGGUGGGGUCAUUGUCGGCGGAGUCGGCGUAAUCAUUCAUUUGUUUCUUUUUUACAUUAUAUUUCGCAAACGAAAUAUGGUAAUUGGGCAAGCAGAAAUAGUCCCCUUUGUUGUCCGUGGUGCGGCGUGGUGUUUCGUUUUGGUCAUGUCGGUGGUGGGAGCGUGCAUUCCUUAUUCGUAUUUGGAUCGUACAGCAAAUCCCUACAUUAUCUUCAUCUGGCCGAGCACCCUCUUUUCUAUUGCUACGUGCAGGAUUGUCAUGAGCAUGAGGCGCAUGAACUCCUCUAGCCAACACUCACUGGCCUCCAUCAAUUCGUCCUUCACAGAUGUCGUCACUAUGGAGUUUCCACCUGAAGUUUCUAUGGGCUCCUUGGGCCCUCAUUUUAUGGUGGAUUUUCUAUCCCCCUCGCUGGAGGUGACGAAUGAGCCACCACGAACUGAGUCAUCGGCGAGCACAAAGGCGGGGACAUUACAAUUCCACGAUCCAUCGAAUCCAAAGGAGUUUUCGGCUGUAGAUCCAGACUCAAGCUUGAAGACCGAAAAUGAAAUCUGA
This is a messenger RNA of Laccaria bicolor S238N-H82, 702 nucleotides long. RefSeq lists its product as uncharacterized. Lineage: Eukaryota; Fungi; Basidiomycota; Agaricomycetes; Agaricales; Hydnangiaceae. The transcript is spliced from 6 exons. The record is from RefSeq and is a predicted model, not a curated record. Bases 1 to 702 code for a protein of 233 amino acids.